UUGAUGCCCUGAGAAAUGAGUGGGGCUUGUUUCUGCUCAGUGUCCCCACUCAAAGGAUGAGGUAGCAGAGGACUAUGUGCUAUUGUUUUUUCUGGUGAGGAGGCCCCAACGUCCUCAAAAGCAGAAACAGGAGGCGUGGAUCUCUGAAGGAAUCCUGGAACCUCCCCAGCCAUCCAGCGCUAUUCCCCACCCUUGAGAGAGAUUUGGGGUUCCAGUCCCCUCGGUAGCUUCCCUUUCUUCCCCCAAGCAUCCAGACACCAUCAUCCUGUCCCACCUCAGGCCCAGACCAGGUACUCAGAUACUGACAGGAUGUAGUCAGGUAGGGAUCAAGGAUGGUCUUAACCUGUCUCCUGACCACACCCCAUCCCUUUUAGAUCCUUUUCCUUGAGAGUUGUAAUUGGCCAGAAUAAACAAACUGUUGGGGAGGGGGAGGAACCGCACCCUCCGCUUUUUUUCUUCCCUUCUUUUUACCUGCUUCCCUUCUAUCAGUGGCCAGUGCCCUUUUCUCUGGUCUCCUGGGGCAACGUGGUCGCACAGAGCCGUUGCCCUUUUAAGACAGGCCCCGCCCACGCGGGGGUGGGGCAGGGGCGGAGUCGGAGGAGUCCGGGUGGGAACAAAGCGCGGCCUGCGGGCGGCGGCUGGGCUCUGCUGGCGGGGCUACGGGGUGCGGGGCCUGCGGGUGGCGGCCCGGGCGGAGCGUUGGAGAAAAGGAGGCGGCAUCAUCCUCUGGUACCCGCCCGGCCAUGAAUGGGCUGCCCUCUGCCGAGGCGCCGGGCGGCGCGGGCUGCGCCCUGGCUGGUCUCCCGCCGUUACCGCGCGGCCUCAGCGGUCUUCUCAACGCGAGCGGGGGCUCGUGGAGGGAGCUGGAGCGCGUCUACAGUCAGCGCAGCCGCAUCCACGAUGAGCUGAGCCGAGCCGCCCGCGUCCCGGACGGGCCCCGCCAAGCCACUGGCGCCGCCAACGCGGGAACUGCCGCUGGUCAUCCUGGCCCGCGUCGCCCCAUCAACCUCGACUCGGCGCUAGCGGCGCUGCGCAAGGAGAUGGUGGGCCUGCGGCAGCUGGACAUGUCCCUGCUGUGCCAGCUGUGGGGCCUGUAUGAGUCGAUCCAGGACUAUAAGCACCUGUGCCAAGACUUGAGCCUGUGCCAGGACCUGUCAUCCUCUCUGCACUCAGACAGCUCCUACCCACCCGACGCUGGCCUGUCUGAUGACGAGGAGCCUCCAGAUGCUAGCCUGCCCCCAGACCCGCCACCCCUCACUGUGCCCCAGACACACAAUGUCCGGGACCAGUGGCUGCAGGAUGCCUUCCAUAUCAGCCUCUGAGAGCUGGGAGGGUGGGGGCAUGCACCCACAAAAAAGGCUCAGAAACACCCUUCAGCGAGUACUCAGACUAUAGUGCCUGCUUUCCCCAUACCACCUCACCUCACAGGAGGGCAAGGUCUGGGCCCCACGAAGGCAAAGCUGCCUACCCUCUCAUGUCUUGGGUUAGUUGGCACUGGGGCGGGUACCUGGGCUAUAGCCUCUGCCCAUGGCACUGGACCUCCACUUGUCCCACCUGUGGGACCUCCAGCGUGGCCGACCUUCAGUCUGGCAGUGGGGUCCAAAGCACUUUCCUUGGCACCUCUGGGACUGGGAUUGAGUGGCCUGGUUCCUGUCUCUUCACCUUCGCUGCUGUUGGCAGCUGCUGGCUCAGGGGCAUCCCACCUCUGGCCCCUGGGUUCCACUGCCCUAGACAGGGGCUCUCCAGGACCCAUUCCUGCACCAUCCAAGGUCAAGAGGGCCAAGAAUCCGUGCUGGAUAUUUAAGUUUAGGGGUCAGCCUCUUUGACUCAUAGAUAAAUAAAUACUGUCUCAGCA
Molecule: messenger RNA, 1855 nt
Organism: Dama dama (fallow deer)
Lineage: Eukaryota; Metazoa; Chordata; Mammalia; Artiodactyla; Cervidae
Gene: FAM89B
Product: family with sequence similarity 89 member B
Exons: 2
Coding region: 744-1322 (192 amino acids)
Biological process (GO): negative regulation of SMAD protein signal transduction; positive regulation of cell migration; establishment of cell polarity
Cellular component (GO): lamellipodium; cytoplasm
Molecular function (GO): transcription corepressor binding
Source: RefSeq, a predicted model, not a curated record